Mandrillus leucophaeus (drill) is the source of this 2529-nucleotide messenger RNA. It is a transcript of the gene ZNF415, whose product is annotated as zinc finger protein 415. The transcript is spliced from 6 exons. Gene Ontology annotation, biological process: regulation of DNA-templated transcription. NCBI's taxonomy places the organism in Eukaryota, Metazoa, Chordata, Mammalia, Primates, Cercopithecidae. The coding region runs from base 372 to 2039 and encodes 555 amino acids. The record is from RefSeq and is a predicted model, not a curated record.
AAACGGAUCGUGUUGGGUGAAGGUGACGGCGCUGAGCGUGAGUGGCCCUCUGUGUAGAUUAAACCUGCGCUCCCUGUUUCCCAUUUCCACAGCCGAUGCCCGGGGUCGCUACGGGCUUUAAAAUCCCCGCACCGCGCCCUCCAUCCCAGGACCUCUCUGACCUCAUCUCCUACCUGUAUCCUCCUCGCUUCCUCUACUCCAGCCAUGCAGGUAUCUUUCCUGUUCCUGGGCAGAGGUUGCUCCUGCCUCAGGGCCUUCACGUGGGCUGUCCCUCUGCUGGAACUCGCUGACCCCUCAGCUGCAGCAUUGACCUCUAAAGACUCUUGGCACAUGAGGAAGAAACCCGGAAGAAGAGAGCAAAGGAGUCCCGAAUGGCUUUUACUCAGUUGACAUUCAGGGACGUGGCCAUCGAAUUCUCUCAAGAGGAGUGGAAAUGCCUGAAUUCUACACAGAGGACUUUAUACAGGGACGUGAUGUUGGAGAACUACAGGAACCUGGUCUCCCUGGAUCUCUCUCGUAACUGUAUGAUCAAGGAAUUAGCACCGCAACGGGAAAGUAACAGAGAAGAAGUAUUCCACACAGUGACAUUGGAACAACAUGAAAAACAUGACAUCGAAGAGUUUUGCUUCAGGGAAAUGAAGAAAAAAAUACAUGACUUUGACUCUCAGUGGAGAGAUAACGAAAGAAAUUACAACAAAGCGACUAUGGCCCCAAAAGAAAAUCUUACUUGUAGAAGAGACCAACAUGAUAGAAGUGGUAUAGAAAACAAGUCUAUUAAAAAUCAGCUUGGAUUAAGCUUUCUACCACAUCCCCCUGAACUGCAGCAAUUUCAGGCUGAAGGGAAAAUUUAUGAAUGUAACCAUGUUGAGAAGUCUGUCAACCAUGGUUCCUCAGUCUCAGCACCCCAAAUAAUUUCUUCUACCGUCAAAACCCAUAUUUCUAAUAAAUAUGGGACUGAUUUCGUCUGUUCUUCAUUACUCACACAAGAACAGAAAUCAUGCAUUAGGGAAAAACCUUACAGAUACAAUGAGUGCGACAAAGCCUUGAAUCAUGGCUCCCACAUGACUGUACAUCAGGUAAGUCAUUCUGGAGAGAAACAAUAUAAAUGUGAUCUAUGUGGCAAGGUCUUUAGUCAAAAAUCAAACCUUGCGCGUCAUCGGAGAGUUCACACUGGAGAGAAACCAUACAAAUGUAAUGAAUGUGACAAAGGUUUCAGUCGUAACUCAUGCCUUGCACUGCAUCGGAGAGUUCAUACUGGAGAGAAACCUUACAAAUGUUAUGAAUGUGACAAGGUCUUCAGUCGCAAUUCAUGCCUUGCACUACAUCAGAAAAUUCACAUUGGAGAGAAACCUUACAAGUGUAAUGUGUGUGGCAAAGCCUUUAGUGUGAGGUCAACACUUAGCAACCAUCAGACAAUUCAUAGUGGUGAGAAACCUUACAAAUGCAAUGAAUGUGGCAAGGUGUUCAGUCAGACUUCAAGCCUUGCAACUCAUCAGAGAAUUCACACUGGGGAGAAACCAUACAAGUGUAAUGAAUGUGGUAAAGUCUUCAGUCAAACUUCAAGCCUUGCAAGGCAUUGGAGAAUUCAUACUGGAGAGAAACCUUACAAAUGCAAUGAAUGUGGUAAGGUUUUCAGUUAUAAUUCACACCUUGCGAGUCAUCAGAGAGUUCAUACUGGAGAGAAACCUUACAAAUGUAAUGAGUGUGGCAAAGCCUUUAGUGUUCAUUCGAACUUAACUACCCAUCAGGUCAUCCAUACUGGAGAGAAACCUUACAAAUGUAAUGAGUGUGGCAAAGCCUUCAGUGUGCAUUCAAGCCUAACUACCCAUCAGGUCAUCCAUACUGGAGAAAAACCUUACAAAUGUAAUGAAUGUGGCAGAUCCUUUAGUGUGCGCCCAAACCUCACUAGACAUCAGAUAAUCCAUACUGGAAAGAAACCUUACAAAUGUAGUGAUUGUGGGAAGUCCUUUAGUGUGCGCCCAAACCUCUUUAGACAUCAAAUUAUCCAUACUAAGGAGAAACCUUAUAAAAGAAAUUAGUAUGGCAAGGUCUUCAGUCAAAGUUUAAAUCUUGUGAUCAAAGAAUUUAUACCAGAGAGAAACCAUACAAAUAUAAUAAAUGUGGCAAAGUUUUCAGUCACAAUUAACUCUUACACAGCAUCAGAGAAUUUCAUUCUCAAGAGAAUCCUUACAAGUAUGGCAAACCCUUCAUCACAAGUUCAAGCAUUCAUUGAUGUCAGAGUCCAUGCUAAAGAGAAAUCAUAUAAACCUAAGUAUGUGGCAGAGACUUCAUUUAGGUCUCAUAACUCACUAGAUGUCAAAAUGUAUAUACAUCUUUUUAUAUUUUGUGCAUGUUGAAGCUAUUAACCAAGGAUCAAAACUGUAAAACAUCCAAGGAUUUAUGUGAGGAAUAAUUCAAUCUAGUGCUGAUAAACUUUUCAUAUACAUUGUAGAACAACUGCAAGUUCAAAUGUGUUAAAACUCAUACACAACAUGAUAUGUAUUAAAGGUUACAGGAUGUUUGAAGUCA